AUGGUCAGAUCUACUAUAAUUUAUCGAUACGACUCAAUUCCAUUAUGCGCAUCGGUUGAUGAUGGACACGAUCCAGAGUUGAUUGAACAGAAGAACCAAAUCAAGAUCUUGGUGACCAAAUUGAAUUCGAAUUCAGAACCACAGGCAUCAUUGAGCUCAGGCUCUUCGUUUACCAUACAUUACUUGAUAUCAGAGGGAAUAUACUACUUUGUUAUAUGUGAUAAAUCAUAUCCCAGGAAAUUGGCCUUUAGUUAUUUAAAAGAGAUCUCCAAUGAAUUUUAUAAUUCCUUUGGUCAAGAAGUUUCUAAUUCGCAAAACUUAAGGCCUUAUGUUUAUAUGCAAUUUGAUAAUUUCUUGAGCAAAACUAAAAAAGUCUACAUAAACAUCAGAGCUCAAACAAAUUUAGACAAAUUGAAUUCAGAAUUGACCGAUGUCAAAAACAUAAUGACAAAGAAUAUAGAAGAUUUAUUAUACAGAGGCGAUUCAUUGGAUAAAAUGACAGACUUAUCUAGCACAUUACGAAACCAAUCUGCCAAAUAUCGAAAAGCUGCUCAGAAAAUCAAUUUCGAUUUGCUACUACGACAAUAUGCUCCCAUUGCUGUUAUUGCUAUUGUUUUUGUAUUUUUAAUUUGGUUUAUUUUUCUUAGAUAG
This is a messenger RNA of Ascoidea rubescens DSM 1968, 651 nucleotides long. RefSeq names its product SNAP receptor SEC22 (gene SEC22). The record is from RefSeq and is a predicted model, not a curated record. Lineage: Eukaryota; Fungi; Ascomycota; Saccharomycetes; Ascoideales; Ascoideaceae. Gene Ontology annotation, biological process: vesicle fusion with Golgi apparatus; endoplasmic reticulum to Golgi vesicle-mediated transport; retrograde vesicle-mediated transport, Golgi to endoplasmic reticulum. The coding region runs from base 1 to 651 and encodes 216 amino acids. Gene Ontology annotation, molecular function: SNAP receptor activity. Gene Ontology annotation, cellular component: ER to Golgi transport vesicle membrane; endoplasmic reticulum-Golgi intermediate compartment; Golgi membrane. The transcript has a single exon.